Molecule: messenger RNA, 4576 nt
Organism: Magallana angulata
Lineage: Eukaryota; Metazoa; Mollusca; Bivalvia; Ostreida; Ostreidae
Product: eomesodermin homolog
Exons: 15
Coding region: 180-1862 (560 amino acids)
Biological process (GO): cell fate specification; positive regulation of DNA-templated transcription; regulation of transcription by RNA polymerase II
Cellular component (GO): nucleus
Molecular function (GO): RNA polymerase II cis-regulatory region sequence-specific DNA binding; DNA-binding transcription factor activity, RNA polymerase II-specific
Source: RefSeq, a predicted model, not a curated record
UUUUGUGUGCAAAAAGAACUUUAAGUUUGUCUAUUGGACAUUACACUUGGGUGACUUUGCGUAAAAGCAGAGAAGGUUAAAUUUCGCAUUCUGCUAGAUUCCCUUAGGCAGGCUCCUAUACCCAGGAAUUUCAACUGCAAUCGCUUCUACGGUAUUUUAGGAAACAAGAAUUCAGACUAAUGGAGGAAAAAGAGGACACUUUUGCCGAGGAAACUGAUCCCAGCGACAAAAAACCAAAGAUUCCAGUAUUUGGAAAUAGAGUGUCAAGUACGUCCGAAAUGAAUGGGUCUACAAAUCGAUCCUUUUCAAAUACAUCAUUUCCCUUUUCGAACUCGUCAUCGCCGACUGAGAUGGAUCCUCAGUCCAGUGAUAUGGAGAUACAGAUUUACUCCAACUCCAGCUCGUCUGGAUAUUCUGACAGCUUUACGUCGGAGAGCAUGCAGAUGAAGCUCAGAGAGGACGUGGUCGACGGCAAAGAUAACUGUAUACCGCUCACAAAUGGACCAAUCACCCUGUCCCUGAUGGAGGCCAAACUGUGGUACAAAUUUUUAGAAGUUGGGACUGAAAUGAUUAUCAACAGAACAGGAAGGAGAAUGUUCCCGUUCGUGGAAUUUUCACUAAGAGGUGUGGAUCCUGUUGGAUUAUACGACGUUAUCUUUGACAUCAUCCCAGCAAGCAAUAAAUGUUUCAAGUUUUUAAACAACAAAUGGGUGCCCAUUGGCAAAAAAGAACACGAAUUCAAGACACAGCCUUAUAAACAUCCCGAUUCGCCAAGAAUCGGUUCGGAGUGGAUGACCAGAAAAAUAUCCUUUGAAAAAGUAAAGCUCUCAAACAGGCCUGGAUCAAAAUCGGGAAUAUUUACUCUCCACACCCAACAGAAAUACUUGGUGCGAAUUUCCCUCGUAAAAUAUGAGAAGGGGGACGAAGUGCCAGUAGUGGAGUAUCCCAUCCAAGCUACUACAUUCGUUGCCGUCACUGCCUACAACAACAGAGAGGUUGCGGACUUAAAAAUAAACAGUAACCCAUAUUCCAAGGCUUUUAGAUAUCCUGUGAAAAGAAUGAAGAUUCAAUCAUUCAUACCUAAUCAAGAAAGAACGCAUGCCACCAAAAAUGGUGCAAAAAAGAAAUCCGUGAUCGCCAAUAUUCAAAACUAUCAAAAGGUUCUUCAACAGAAUCUUCUAAUUGACGUUUCCCCAAUAAAUAAAAAAGCAAAAACAAGCUAUGUCUCAUCGGAAACGAAAAACGAAAAGGGCAUUCAAACAGAUAUAUCAAUGGCGGAUAUUCAGUCGUGGUAUAAAUUUUUAGCAAGUCCUCUUGCCAUGAGCUUCUUUGAAAUGAACGUUCCUUUACCCAUCUUUCCACACGUGAACGGCAACAUCUGUGAACAAGAAUCCUACAAUGGAUACAAUGGAAAUAAUGGCGCCUUUUUACGUCGGAGAUUUCUUGUUCCCCCAUCAGCAACCUCAUCAUCAUCUGACAAUCAGAACGACGAAGAGAUGCAAAACAAAAUCAUUAAAAGGGACAUUGCCAGGGAGGAACGAAAAAUGCAACAUGAUGCCAGAUUAGAAACAUCGGAUAUAAAAGACGACGUUCAGAAACAUAUCGGCCGCGAACGUACGACAGAGGAGCGCUUGGAACAGUACAAAUCAAGGAUGGAAAAACACUGCAACAAGCAUAGUGAUCAUAGUGGGGCCUUUUUACCAAGAAGGUUCCUCAUACCCGCAGAGACUAUAUCAUCAUCAGAUAAUCAAAAGGAGGAGGAGAUGCAGAACAAAAAUAACAGCCGGGAACGGACAACGCGAGAGGAACGACUGGAGGAAUACAACGCUAGGAUUGAGAUGUGGAAAAGAGACAAAGAUUAGCAUACAGCUGAAACCACCCAUGUUGUAAUCAGCUGACUUUACUGAUGAAGGAAGAGAGAUCUCGACAAAUGCGAUUAUUUAAAAUUCAACGAUUUUUGUUGUUGUUGUAAAUGAAAUUGAUAUUUAUUGGUUAUUUUACAAGGAAUUUUUCUUGUCAUUUUAGUGAAACAUUUUUAGAUAUUUAAGAUGUUUUUUUAUACCCAUUGAUAUGAACAAAUAGAAUAAAGUCUGUUUUUAUCAGAUUUGAUAAAAGAAAAGGGACAUGUAAAAUUCCGAUAUAUUUUGGUUAAAAAGUUUAAAACAGAAAGACUGGCAACAUGAAAACUUAUUACAUAAACGAGUAUAAAGAUGUAGCAUUGAAGAUUGACAUUAUUUUCUACAUGUGGUCGCAGGAAAUGGACACUGAUAAAAUUCAAAGUUGUUUAUGUAAUAUAUGUUUAUGUUAUGUGAUUUUUUAAAGAACAGAACAGAGACAUGAUUUGAUUUUGAUUAUCAGUAGACACAAAUUCGUAGCUUUAAAUUUACAAAAUCUACAGCAUUUAAGGCAAGCUCAGUGUAUAUAUUUUAUAGCAUCAUGAAAAGAAAAAAUAGUUUUAUAUGCUAUCAUAUUUAGCAAUAUCAAGUUAUACGUGAGAUAAGCCGUGCUCAUCUAUCUUCCUUGCACAUAUGCAUGUUUUGAGUUAGGACAAUUUGCUUUUACUACAAUAUUAUGUCACGUGUCCUCUAUUGUUGUAUUUGUAUGGCAUUAUUUUUUUUAUUUUUUGCAAACAAUUACUUGUGACUUUCCAAAAGUAGUAAUUACAUUUUUCUUUUUAAAAUAGUGUAAAUAAAAUUUCUGAUAAGAGUUGAAAGGUUAUUGCACAUUGAUGUUAUGGUUCUGUUUAAGCAGGUGGUUUUUAGUCUGUUCAAUAUUCAAAGAGCUCUUUGUGAAAUUUCAGUGAAGCCUAUUACUUUACUUUUAGAUGCAAUCGAUUUUGCAAUCUGGCUAUUUAUGUCUUUGAUAAGAUAGUAUUAACAUUGUUUGUCAGUGACAACCCAGUGAAAAUGCUACUAUUUAAUUACUUUGAUGACUAUGAUAUCAGUGCCUUGGUGAAAUCGCUUCCAGCUUUACUUUCAUUUCAUUAUUUAUUUUCAUCAUGAGUUACAGUGUCUAUCAUACAGAUGUACGUAGUUUUAUUCAGUGUUGUAUUCUGUAAUCUUUUACAUUUUAGUAUUUACUUCAUACAUGCAUUUGCAUUACAAUUUAAAAAAAAAACAAAAGCAAAAAACAUUUUUCGAGUUAAUGGCAACUCAUCUGCUUUAUAAACACCUUUAUUUGCAAAUGCUUGACAAAGGAAAUUCGAAAAUUGUCUUUAAAAAAAUUAACCACAGGUGAACAAGUUUUUGUGCUGUUACAUUAAAAAACAAAUAAAAAUUCGAUUUACCGUUAGAAAUACUCACCGUUUUAUUCUUUUUUUCGGUCCCUGUCUUAUAGGGCGGGAUGGUUGUAGCUAUUUUUAGCUAAAUGUACCGAAACGUACAGAAAAGCUCUUUCUCAAGAUAGAGUAAAAUAUUUGAAUUUUCUUUACUAAAUUAUAGUCUGAAAAAAAAAAUAUCAUAUGUUCAAGUUUAGGCAGAUCUGAUGAUCAGAACUUUUAACUUUACCGCUCGUGUACUUGUACAAAUUUCCCCCACUUGUAAAUAACAAUUUUUUGUUUAAAACUUUUUUAAGGCGUUUGAUAUAGUACAUGAAUUGCCUUUAACUUAUUUUUAACUAUUAAAUAUCGAUGGUGUGUGUUACACUGAUAUGAGCCCUUUUUUAUCAAAGUGUGUGUUGAUCAAAUGUUACAAAGUCACAUUAGAAAAGCGAUUAUAUGACAUUGUAAAAAAUUGAAUGUUUUUAAAAUAUGAUAUCUUUUGUACAGACACGUAUGUCAAAUUUCCAGAAUGUUUUUAUUCUUCGCAUUUUGUGUCCUCAUUGAUUGAAUUCAUAUCAGUUUGUCCCAUCUGAUUUACACAGCUUUCUAUUGUAUCUUUCUAUUGUUAGGAAAGCUUUGCCAAAACUACUCGAUGUGAUAUAGAUAUAACUCCCCGUCGUUGUCAUUGUCAUUGAUGUGAAACAAGAAUCAAAAACAUGUGACGCAAGCACAAAAGGUGGCUUAAAUAAGAGAUUGAUUCGAGACAUGUGGGUGUUUUUUAAGAUGUUUUAGUUAUGUAUAUGAAGCUUUCAGACCCGUUUUAAAACUUAUUUUGUCUAAAAUGGGUUCCAUUAGAGUCUUCAUUUUGCUAACUUUGUUUAUCGAAACUGGAAGCGUUCCGCUGGGAUUUGGAUCACAAGUGGGAACCAAGUUGAGGAAUUGUACUUAUAAAGGCAUUGAGUAUCCACAAGGAUCUUUCAAAACGCAUGACUGCAAGGAAUGUGUUUGUGCAGGGGAUGGGGAGAUGGAAUGCACUGAGACUAAUUGCUUUGACUACCCAUGCGUCGACAAAGUCCGCCGACCAGGGGAAUGCUGUCCAAUUUGUCCCAACGGCCAGAACUGCAAAGCCCCCGAUGGCACUCUUGUUCGAUACGAAGAGGAAUACGCGAUGUCAGAGAACGUUGUGUGUGUGUGCAACAAAGACCAAUGGGCAGAGCUAGAAGCGUCGUGUAAAUCCAGAAAAUGAAAGUGAAAUGAUACAUCAUAAUAAUGUAGAGAUGUUAUUGGACUUCAUGUAAUAAAGUUCUUUGUCACGGA